AUGGAUUCCUGUAGCAUGAAACCUGUUUUAACGUUUAAUGUGUUCAUUUUUGCACAGAGAGAUGCAAGCCACGUCCAAAGUGUGAGAAACAGCCAAGAAAACAGUAGGAGAAGGAGUUCGAGGCAGGAAGGCCAAAGGUCCUCAGUUCCUCCCGAUAGCCCAUGGAUUGAAAAUGAAAUCUGGAUCUUCCUGCAAGAGUGGGAAGUUGUUGAAUAUGAAAUUGGGCAUCCAGGCAAGAAAUUGAAGAAGAAGGUUCGGUCUCUUUGUGGGCGCCUCUAUAAGCGAGGUCUGAGGAAGAGCUGGAAGAGCUGCCUUGACCUGAUGCUGAAGAUGAUGGACCUGCACGAAACCCUUUGUAAUGAGGGUGAACGGCCUGAUCCCUUGUUUUCUCCUUAUGCAAGCAACCUGUAUAGGAUCUUGGGCCAGAGAUCCCAGAGAGGCCAUGUCCCAGGUCCUCUGUAUGAUGGGUAUGGUAACCCCCAUGCUUGCUGCACACCCUCCCUCUCCAUUGUUCCUUCCUGUUGCUCCUGGACUGACCUUGAAAUCAGGAUCUUCCUGCAAGUGUGGGAAGUGGUGGAACAGGGAAUCGGCCACCCAGGCAAGAAGAUGAAGAAGAAGAACAGUGCUGUCUGCCAGCGUCUCCAUCAGAUGGGCCUGAAUAA
Messenger RNA from Grammomys surdaster, 662 nucleotides. RefSeq lists its product as uncharacterized. The record is from RefSeq and is a predicted model, not a curated record. The annotation marks the transcript as partial. The transcript is spliced from 4 exons. NCBI's taxonomy places the organism in Eukaryota, Metazoa, Chordata, Mammalia, Rodentia, Muridae.